AUGGACAAGAUUGCCGCGCUCUGCUUCGGCUUCUCGUCCGAGCAUGUCGGCGACUAUGCCUCCUACGAGAAAGCAGUAAACGAGCACCUGGGUCAACUUACCAAGUUGACUUCUGACUCUUCAAAACCACUCCGAUCGCAUGGACCCGAGCUAUUGAACCUGCUCGACCCUGCGACACACUCUCUAUCUUACUUGGCAAUUCUUCACGAUUUGUUCCUUCCCAGCCUACAAGGCGACAAGGCCUCAUUAUCCCAGAAGCUGGUGACUUUUCUGCUUUCGUUUGAUCCAAUUCAAAUCAGAUAUGCCGCUUCAAACAUGUCGCAACUUCUUGCCCUUGUUGCUAGUGGUCAAGCCUUGCCUCCCUCCGUGGCAGUUAAUGUGCUAGCAACCGCCAUCCUGCGAAUCGAUCCGACCGGCAGCAUGCUGACCUCACACCACAUCAAUCUCAUCAAACUUGCCUACAAUACUGACAACAUCGAACCCUCACUCAGCGUCAUAGACAAGAGCAUCGUAUUCUAUCCGGGUAUGGGCAACCACCAGAAGCCCAAGUAUUUGGCCGACCCCUCGUUGUCUCCAGCGACAUUCGUUACCGAGAGCCAGGGCUUCUCGACCGCUCUAAAGACGCCCUCACUCCUGGAGUAUGACUUGCUCCGUGGCAUGGCUUAUUGCUCACGUCGCGACUGGCCCAAGGCACUCAAUGCGCUCGAGAGAGUCAUUACCUACCCAACACGAGAUCAUGGCGUAAGCAAAAUUAUGACUGAUGCUUACAAAAAGUGGAUUCUCGUGAGUCUCUUGUGCCACGGUCGCUUGAUCCCACUGCCCAUCUCUGUUGGAUCAGCUGCGACCAAGGCCUAUAGUGUACUCGGAAAAUUAUAUAAAGAGCUGGCCACUGUCUUCGAGACAGAGAAUGCAGCCGAGCUGAAGGAAAAAUCAAACGCCAGCACGGAGGAGUGGCUAGCUGAUGGUAACACCGGCCUGGUGCGUGAGGUAUUAUCAGCAUACCAAGAAUGGCAGAUCAAGAAUCUCCAACAAAUCUACACCAAGAUUUCUGUCCGCGAGAUUCGCCAAUUCACUAAAAGCGCACAAACUGGCCAGAUCUUGGCAACCGAUGAAGAUGUCGAAGCUCUCAUCCAGAAUAUGAUUAUAUCGGGUAUGCUGAAGGGUGUUAUUGAGAAAAAUGAUGAUGGCACCGCCUAUUUGACGUUUUUGCCGGCAACCGCUGCUCUGUCUGAAGACCAGCUUGCUAGGGAGCUUGCUGACACUGCCUUACGACUCGAUGCUCUAAACCCCAUUUUCAAGGCCACCAAUGAGCGCUUGGGUACCAGCAAAGAGUAUAUUAAGCAACUCUCUAGGGAUCGCCAAAAGGGUGGACAGGAUAAGGAAGGAGACACCGCGAUGGACAUGCUCCAGAACUUUGACGAGGAGGAUCUCAUGGGAGAUGGCCCAACAUUGAACGACCUGUAG
Messenger RNA from Pestalotiopsis fici W106-1, 1464 nucleotides. RefSeq lists its product as uncharacterized. Gene Ontology annotation, biological process: ubiquitin-dependent protein catabolic process. Lineage: Eukaryota; Fungi; Ascomycota; Sordariomycetes; Amphisphaeriales; Sporocadaceae. Bases 1 to 1464 code for a protein of 487 amino acids. The transcript has 2 exons. The record is from RefSeq and is a predicted model, not a curated record. Gene Ontology annotation, cellular component: COP9 signalosome.